AUGACCGAGCUUGUGGGUUCUCAUAUCGCAUCUAUUCAAAAGUUGGAGAUGCAAAUGAGAGAUCUCCCAAGAGAUCAAAAUCCGAAGCAAAAGGGCACACUCCCAAGUGACACAAUUGCAAACCCAAAAGGUUGUGGGAGCGGUCCAACUUCUCAUUUUGAGGCACAAGUUGAGGUGCCAAUUGUUGUUGAAGCUGAAAAAGUCCUAGAGGAGGUGAAAAUUCAAGAAGUGAACCGGGAAGAGGUUAAGGAAAAGGUGAAAUUGACACCAAAAACUCUAGCACCAAUUCCUAUACCUCCUCCUUUUCCUCAAAGACUUGAUAGGAAGGUUGUUGAUAGCAAACUCGAGAAGUUCUAUGACAUUCUCAAGCAAUUAUCGGUGAAUAUUCCGUUUGUGGAAGCAUUUCAACAGAUGCCAGGUUUUGCUAAGUAUUUGAAAGACUUGAUCACCAAGAAGAAAACCACCAAGAAUGAAGUGGUGAAUGUGACUCACUGGGUUUACAUCAACUUGAUGCCUCUUGCUAUUUACAAGCUAGUGGGGUUAGGUAUGCCGAGGCCUACAAGUAUGAGGUUGCAAAUGGCCGAUCAUUCAAUAAAGAGACCGGUGGGUAUUGUUGAUGAUGUUCUUGUGAAAGUGGGGAACUUCCUCCUUCCCUCCGACUUUGUGAUCCUUGAUUAUGCUGUUAAUAACAAAAUCCCUAUCAUCUUGGAGAGAAUAUUCCUUGCUACCGGAAGAGCACUUAUGGAUUCGGAAUGA
Nicotiana attenuata is the source of this 756-nucleotide messenger RNA. RefSeq lists its product as uncharacterized. The record is from RefSeq and is a predicted model, not a curated record. The transcript is spliced from 3 exons. The coding region runs from base 1 to 756 and encodes 251 amino acids. NCBI's taxonomy places the organism in Eukaryota, Viridiplantae, Streptophyta, Magnoliopsida, Solanales, Solanaceae.